ACCCGGAAAUACUUCCGCAAACGAACCGGACUGUUUGGUUUUUGGCGUACACGUUGAACGACAACUCACACUGGCAAUGGACGGCAAAGCUGUGAAGGCAAUAUUGUUUGAUUUGGACAACACGCUCAUUGAGACGAGUCUGGCGGGCGUAGUGGGGAUACAAAAGAGCAGUGAGCUUUUGAAGACCACACUGGGCCUCGAUGACAACACCAUCUCCAGCAUCUGUGCGAAGUUCAAGCAAAAGCUUCUCCAUGAGGACUUUGACCCCUCAGAUGGCGGGUCCAUAGACGAUGUCCGUGUGCGUCACUGGGAGGAAAGCAUCAAGGAGACUGUGGGCGAUUGCUCCGUGCCCUCUCUGGGAGCUCAGUGCUACUACACGUGGAAAAAUAGUCGCUUGGAGGCGCUCCGUCUCUCCCCCGAAGUGUGCGACCUCCUGAAAGGACUGCGCGGUGCAUACAAGCUGCUGCUGCUGACCAACGGACACAGUCAGACUCAGAGGGAGAAAGUGGAGACGGUCGGAUGUGAAGAGUUCUUCAACGCCGUUGUGAUUGGGGGAGAUCACGCUGAGCAGAAACCCCAUCUUUCCAUCUUUACGCUGUGUUUCAACAUGCUGCGGGUGGAGGCACGUGACUGUGUGAUGGUGGGAGACUCUCUGGACACAGAUAUUCAGGGGGGCUUUAACGCGGGAGUACGAGCCACGGUUUGGAUUAACAGAGCCAAAGCUGCCGUGUCGGACGGCUCAGUGAAACCGGACUACACUCUCACUACUGUGCUGGACCUGCCAGAUAUUCUGGCACAACUGCAAUGAGAACAACUAAUGACGGGCGAAUGAUAAGCACAGUUAUGUCAGUUGUGGAUAUAUUUAGUUAAGGGUGAUUUUAUAUAAUAGAUAAAUAAAUAAAUAUAUAAUAGAUGUCUGUCAGUCUGUGAGACUUGAGACAUCUGUGAUUUAGGGGACGUAUUUUAUAUUGUGUAUUGUUGUCCUGUCCUUUGUUCUCCACCUAUUAUUGUUGUCUUGGUUUUCUGUUUGUGGCACAUGCUACUUGUACGACUAUGCUAAUAAUAUCAUAGGGGUCACACUCUGUUCACUUCCACAUUAUAAGAAGUGUCUUUACGAAAGGAGCAGCACUACAGUAUAUCAUUUAUUCAUUAUUUAGGACUGAUUCAACACUAUCAUUCCAUCAUAUAUUCACACACUGUUAUUUUCUCAGCUAACAAAAAAAAAACAUUUUAUGCAAAAAUAAAGAACAUUUCAGGUACAUGACACCUCCCUUAAAUUGUGGAUUUUAGCAGCUUUACCGAGACCAAUUUGCAUUUAAAGAUUCAAUGUGUGAAAUUCAGUGACAUCCAGAGUGUGUUGAAGAGGCUACGGUCACUAAUACAAACAUGUUUCUUUGGUUUGUCUGAUGUGAGCUACUACAGGAACAUGUCAGUGAAGUAAAUCUGGCUCCAUAUGAGACUCUACCUCUCUAUACAUGAAUAUGCACAAAUGAUUCAUUUUCUUGAAUAAAUAACACUUUCCUGACUUUCCAUGAAAA
This is a messenger RNA of Mugil cephalus (flathead mullet), 1538 nucleotides long. RefSeq names its product N-acetylneuraminic acid phosphatase. Gene Ontology annotation, molecular function: hydrolase activity. The transcript is spliced from 2 exons. The coding region runs from base 77 to 808 and encodes 243 amino acids. The record is from RefSeq and is a predicted model, not a curated record. Lineage: Eukaryota; Metazoa; Chordata; Actinopteri; Mugiliformes; Mugilidae.